Molecule: messenger RNA, 1389 nt
Organism: Pelobates fuscus (common spadefoot toad)
Lineage: Eukaryota; Metazoa; Chordata; Amphibia; Anura; Pelobatidae
Gene: VAPA
Product: VAMP associated protein A
Exons: 6
Coding region: 309-1025 (238 amino acids)
Biological process (GO): neuron projection development
Cellular component (GO): plasma membrane; endoplasmic reticulum membrane
Molecular function (GO): FFAT motif binding
Source: RefSeq, a predicted model, not a curated record
CUCCCGCCGCUGACGUGAUUGGGGGGGGCACUGCGCGGUUGCCGCAACUGAGCUGUGUGUUGAGUCAGCGGUGACAGAGCGCAGGCAGCGAGACCGAGCACCCAGACUGCGCAGCCCACACCGCCAACCCGGAGCCGCCGCCACCACCACCGCCUCCGCCGCACCGGCACUGCGCAGUCUCGGUCACCGUCAAGCCGGUCUGCUCUGCCUCCCCACCGGGCCCUCUGCCCCCUGCACCCCGGAGGCCACAUCCUCCUCCGCCGCUCCCCCUCACUGCGAGCGCUGCCCGUGUCCCAGCUGCGAGGUGCAUGGCUGCAGCCGGCGGGGCCGUCAUGUCCAGGCACGAACAGAUCCUGAUCCUCGACCCCCCCAACGAGCUGAAAUUUAAAGGUCCGUUUACAGAUGUUGUCACCACAAAUCUCAAGCUUCGGAAUCCAUCAGACAGAAGGGUGUGCUUUAAAGUUAAAACUACAGCACCGCGCCGUUAUUGUGUGCGACCAAAUAGUGGCACAAUAGACCCCGGAACAACAGUAACAGUCUCUGUAAUGUUACAGCCAUUUGAAUAUGACCCAAGUGAAAAGAGUAAACAUAAGUUUAUGGUACAGACAAUAUUUGCGCCAUCAAACACAACGGAUAUGGAAGCUGUGUGGAAAGAAGCAAAACCGGAUGAUCUCAUGGAUUCAAAGUUAAGAUGCGUGUUUGAUAUGCCACAUGAACAUGAGAAGGCGGUACAUGACUCCAACAAAAUGUUUUCUAGUCUGCCUGGACCAAAAGGUGGCAGUGCUUCCAUGGAUGACACUGAAACACGAAAACUAUUGGAGGAGUGUAAGAGAUAUCAGUCUGAGAUAAUGAAACUAUCGGAGGAAAAUCAAGUUCUGAAAGAUGAAAGCCUUCGGAUGAGGAAGGCCGUUACAGAGAAGUCAUCCAAAGCAAUGCUAAGAGAACAAGGCAACCCUAUUCCAUCACUUGUUGUCGUUAUUGCUGCUAUUUUCAUCGGUUUCUUUUUAGGGAAGUUCAUCUUGUAAAUUAAAGCAUGAAGUGCUCACCUCCCACUUCCCCCCCACCUUUUUCUUUUCUUUUUCUUCCUGGCCAGAAAGUUGUUUACCUACCAUAUCAUUGGUAGCAUUGGCCCAACAUGGCUAUUUUGUGUACAGCAUCUUGUAGGCUUACCGCCUUUAAUAAUCCAACAAUUAGACAAACAGAAUAAAGGAAAAACUCUUCGGCUAUGGGACAGAAUUGUAUAUUCAUAUAACAUCAUCAACAAAUGUCUGUCAUACAUUCGUUCCUUAAUGGAAACAAAUUGUAAUCAUACUUUGUGGUUUUACGAAGUUUAAACAUGUUUUUUGUAAAUGUUAUUUUAAUCCUUUUAAAUUUUAUCUUUUGCCAUUA